This is a messenger RNA of Xenopus laevis (African clawed frog), 3538 nucleotides long. RefSeq names its product acetylcholinesterase collagenic tail peptide (gene colq.S). The coding region runs from base 110 to 1429 and encodes 439 amino acids. NCBI's taxonomy places the organism in Eukaryota, Metazoa, Chordata, Amphibia, Anura, Pipidae. The record is from RefSeq and is a predicted model, not a curated record. The transcript is spliced from 17 exons.
UGGGAGAGUGCCCAGUAACACACACAUACAAACACACACACACACGGAUUCCCCAGUGCAGCCUGAGCUCAACUUCCAUCCUGGGGCUUCCCAGAUUGCAGGCAGCAAUAUGAUUGUGUUUCGUCUGAUCAGUGUGGGAUUUUAUCUGCAGCUUUUCUUCUAUUUUGUUCUUUCUCAGACUUCCUUCAUGGACAGUGUCUUCCCCAUCCCUGGAGCAUUGGCUUCCUUUGAGCAGAAGAAACGAGGCAGUAACAAAUUAUGCUGUAUCCUGUCUCCUCCACCACCACCAUUAUUCCCUCCUCUGCCAUUCUUCAGAGAACGAAACUGGCAGCCUCCAGUAUUUAAUCCAGUGAAUAAUCCUACAGUUCUAUCAUGUGUGCCAGGCCCGCAAGGACCAGAGGGACCUCCUGGCCCACAGGGCCCUCAUGGUGCUCCAGGGUCACCAGGAACAAAAGGAGAGAAAGGUGAAAUUGGCAGGCCAGGAAGAAAGGGUAGGACUGGCCCACCUGGUGUUCCUGGAAUGCCUGGGCCUAUAGGCCCUGCAGGACCAAUGGGACAGAAGGGAGAAAAAGGUGAUUCAGCAAUACUGGGAGUGCCGGGCUCCAGAGGACCAAUGGGCCCUGAGGAUUUUCCUGGCGCUAAAGGAGAAGAGGGAAUGAAAGGAGAUAAGGGUGAAAUGGGCCCCAGAGGUGAACUGGGACUUCCGGGAAUGCUAGGACAAAAAGGAGAAAUGGGCCCAAAGGGAGAGCCUGGUGUCCCUGGAAACAGAGGGCCAACUGGAAGACCUGGCAAACGAGGGAAACAGGGGGAUAAAGGUGCCACUGGAUCCACAGGGAUUAUGGGCCCUCCUGGUAGGCCAGGUUCCUCUGGACCUCCUGGACCACCAGGACCAGGGCAUUUAAUGGUUGGACCAAAAGGAGACAGAGGAUUUCCUGGACCACCAGGAAGAUGUCUCUGCAAACACCCGCAAUCUGUGACUAACCCACACUAUAAUGGAAAUUUCAACGGGCACAACUUUGCGCAGAUAUUUGUGGUCAACAGUCAGGAGGAACUGGAUCAUCUGAAUACUGACAAUGCCUUAGCAUUUCGGAAAGAUAUGAGAUCCCUCUAUUUUAAGGACACAAACGGAUGGCUUCCUAUUCAGCUCACUCCUUUCCGAGGUGUCAUUGAUUAUGGCAAUACUUGUGGAGAUGGAAUUAUCCAGCCAGGGGAGGAAUGUGAUGACGGCAAUAAGAUUGUCACAGAUAGCUGUAUACGAUGUAAGCAUGCCUUUUGUGGAGACGGCUAUCGACAAGAAGGAGUUGAAGAAUGUGAUGGUCAAGACUUUGGAUUUCAUUCAUGUGGAACUUAUCUGCCAGGGUCAUACGGCCAUUUACGAUGCACUACCUACUGCUAUAUUGACUCCACACAGUGUCGGUAUUUCACAUGAAAAGGAGUGGAGACACAAAGAGGCAAAGGCAAUGUCACAGAUACAUCAGGUGCUAUCGUAAAAGAAAAAUCGACUGGGCAAAAUACCAAAGCAUUGGAAAUGUAUUGCUGCCGAUGGCUUUUUAAAAAUUGUUUUACUUAUGCCUGAGUGGAAGAACUAGGACCACUGCAUCCUGUCUUAACAAAACAUGCACUUUCCAGCAACUUGUUUUUUAAAUGUUUAUUCAAGGUAAGCUUAAGAGACACACAAAGGCUGCUGGGGAAAAUAAUCUCAUCAGGAAUAAUCUAUUUAACAAAACAACAUUACCUCGACUUAGCACUGUUAUAGAUGUAAUUGACAUUUGUUCAGGUUUUAUUUUGUAUUUUUUUUUUUUUUUUUUGUUUCUCUGGACUGUUAUUUACUAAGCACCAAGCAUAUCCCGAGUUGUGGUGUUUGUGGAGAACAUUAAACCUCUUAAUACAAUGUGAAUAUUGAAUGUAACAUGUACUUGCGCUCAUUAUUGUAUCAGUGAGAUUAAGAUAACUCGGCAAAGCAGCUCCUCUUAUGAAUUCUACUGAAUCUGGGCACAGAUGGGACUGAAGGAACCAUGAUAAAGGACUUGCAACGGCUCCAGUAUGGAUGGAGGAGUGCAGGAAAUCCUAAUAUACAAAUGCCUAGGUGUAUACAGAUGAAGUUGCAGACCAAAGAUACUGUGGAGUAUAAAACAGCAGUGCAUAUUCUGUGCCACCUAUGUGACUGUUUCCCUAUGCUAUAUCACACAUCUAAUGGCAUGGCAUUGUACAGUAUUUAUAGAAUUGCAUAAAUCUAUAUAAGCAGCAGUACAAGAAGUAUUUUCAAAAAUAAUAUACAGCUAUAGCGUUAUGAUAUAUAUGUGUCACUUAAGGAGCCGCUACAUGCCAUUUGAUAGAGGAAGCUUCACUUUGGUUUUAAGGCUGCUGAGUAACAAUAUGAGUUAUUAUGGCCUGUGCUUAUGGUCAGAUGGGAGAUAUUAAGUGUGAUACAAGAUACAUCAUUUCAAUAAGUGAGAUGGUGUUUGCAAAAUGUGUAAUCAUGGGUAUGGAGAGACUGAUAAACUUACACGUCUCUUUAAGAGAGAGGGUGUCUCGUCUUGGCAUUUCUUCCUGUCUGGAGGGCUUUGUUUGCUAAUAUAGGUGCAAAGUUGCAGAAGUGAGUUUACCUAUAGCAACCAAUCAGGUCUUUGCUUGCAUUUUUUCAGCUUCUUGUAUGUUGUAGACUGUUCAAAAUGAAUUGCUGGUUGGUUCCUUCUAGCACAGUCACUUGUGUGAUUGAGCACCUAUGUUUCAGCCUGAGUCUUUAACUAAGAUAAAAAGGAAAUAUUCAUUUUAACAGUUAGGAAAGGUAUCUAGCACUGCUGCUGUAGAUUUUCUAACAUUGUAGAAACAUUAUUGCUAUUUUGAUGCUAAUUAUAUUAUAAUCAUAUUACACCGUAUUUAACUGUCUGAAACUAUGCUUUCCUACUAAUUCUACUGAAGCAUUCUAACCCAGUGCUGAAAUGAAAUACUAGCCUGUUUCCACUUGUUGGCCUCUGUGAUGGGUGUAGUCUUGUUUCCAUGUCUCUCUAGGAGGUUGUUGCUAAUCUGUAUUCUGCACAGCAUUUAUGAACAUUUAUGAGCAGAUCUUGCAUGUGCUCAGCCGGUUCUGCAGAUCUGCUUGUCCUCUAACAUACAGUAGUAUCUAUGGUCUUCAUGCUAUUUAAUUGCUAAUAUUGGAGAGAAAACGUUUGAUUGCCCUAUUUUUCUGUAUGUUUAUUUUAUACAAUAGGUUUGUAGAUGAAACACCAUGCAUUAAGUAGUCAGAGAUCUAGGUCAUCGCAUAACUGGGAAAACACUUUUGGGGCUUGUUUCUAAAUCCCUGAUUGACAUGUUACAUGCAUGCCUUUGGUAUCCAGUUGACAGCACAUGGGGCCUGUUAAGUUUAGGAGUAUGUGCAUCAAGUCAAAACAUUUAUAUGCCAUAACCAAAUGAAUAGAUUUAUGUAUGUGUAUGUACGUACUGUAUGAAUGUAUGUAAUGUUAUAUGAAACUUUCUGUUUCUGCAUGGUCUUGAUCCUGGAAUUCACAGAAGAUAAUAAAAAGGAGUUUGUAUAGUC